This is a messenger RNA of Mesitornis unicolor (brown roatelo), 2615 nucleotides long. It is a transcript of the gene TBL1XR1, whose product is annotated as transducin (beta)-like 1 X-linked receptor 1. Gene Ontology annotation, molecular function: transcription corepressor activity; protein binding. Gene Ontology annotation, cellular component: histone deacetylase complex. NCBI's taxonomy places the organism in Eukaryota, Metazoa, Chordata, Aves, Mesitornithiformes, Mesitornithidae. The record is from RefSeq and is a predicted model, not a curated record. The transcript has 15 exons. Gene Ontology annotation, biological process: regulation of transcription by RNA polymerase II. Bases 111 to 1652 code for a protein of 513 amino acids.
CAUCACCGUGCUGUGCCAAGAGGCACCUGAAAGGAAAACUUCUGCAUAUCAAUGCACUGCCAAUGGGUUGUGUCCUUUGUUGUGACCUCAUGGUUUAACUGGGAAUAAAGAUGAGUAUAAGCAGUGAUGAGGUUAACUUCCUGGUAUAUAGAUACUUGCAGGAGUCAGGGUUUUCCCAUUCAGCAUUUACCUUUGGUAUAGAGAGCCAUAUCAGCCAGUCUAAUAUAAACGGUGCUCUGGUGCCACCAGCUGCUCUGAUUUCCAUCAUCCAGAAAGGUCUGCAGUAUGUAGAGGCAGAAGUCAGUAUUAAUGAGGAUGGUACCUUGUUUGAUGGUAGGCCGAUAGAGUCUCUCUCACUGAUAGAUGCAGUAAUGCCUGAUGUGGUACAGACAAGACAACAGGCCUACAGAGAUAAACUUGCACAACAGCAGGCAGCAGCCGCUGCAGCUGCAGCCGCGACGAACCAACAGGGAUCAGCGAAAAAUGGAGAAAAUACUGCAAAUGGAGAAGAGAAUGGGGCACAUACUAUAGCAAAUAAUCACACAGAUAUGAUGGAAGUAGACGGAGACGUUGAAAUUCCUCCCAACAAGGCAGUGGUGCUGCGUGGCCAUGAAUCUGAAGUGUUCAUCUGUGCCUGGAAUCCUGUCAGUGACCUUUUGGCCUCAGGAUCUGGAGAUUCGACAGCACGGAUAUGGAAUCUCAGUGAGAACAGCACGAGCGGCUCUACACAACUGGUACUUCGACACUGUAUACGAGAAGGAGGGCAGGACGUACCCAGCAACAAAGAUGUGACAUCGCUGGAUUGGAAUAGUGAAGGUACACUUCUAGCAACUGGGUCUUACGAUGGCUUUGCAAGGAUAUGGACUAAAGACGGUAAUCUUGCCAGCACCUUAGGGCAACAUAAAGGUCCUAUAUUUGCGUUAAAAUGGAACAAGAAAGGAAACUUCAUUUUAAGUGCAGGAGUGGACAAGACCACAAUUAUUUGGGAUGCCCACACUGGCGAAGCAAAGCAGCAGUUUCCUUUUCAUUCUGCACCGGCAUUAGAUGUUGAUUGGCAGAGUAACAACACAUUUGCCUCUUGCAGUACAGAUAUGUGUAUUCAUGUCUGUAAACUAGGACAAGAUAGACCCAUCAAAACCUUCCAGGGUCACACAAAUGAAGUAAACGCAAUCAAAUGGGAUCCAACUGGUAACCUUCUGGCAUCCUGCUCUGACGAUAUGACUCUAAAGAUCUGGAGUAUGAAACAAGACAGUUGUGUCCAUGAUUUACAAGCACACAACAAAGAAAUUUAUACUAUCAAAUGGAGUCCUACAGGACCAGGAACAAAUAAUCCAAAUGCCAAUCUUAUGUUAGCAAGUGCAUCCUUUGAUUCUACUGUUAGGUUAUGGGAUGUAGACAGAGGAAUUUGUAUUCAUACUCUGACAAAACAUCAAGAACCUGUGUACAGUGUAGCUUUCAGUCCUGAUGGCAGGUACCUGGCCAGCGGCUCCUUUGAUAAGUGUGUACACAUCUGGAAUACACAGACAGGUGCCCUAGUUCACAGUUAUCGGGGGACAGGAGGGAUUUUUGAGGUUUGCUGGAAUGCAGCAGGAGACAAAGUUGGAGCAAGUGCUUCAGAUGGUUCAGUUUGUGUAUUAGACCUACGGAAAUAGCGCUACUAGUUGGAAGCCAUGGACCGACUAUGAAUGUGUACAUAGCCAAAAUGACUGUCCCUGACCCAUGUACUGCUAUAGUCCCAAUUGAACCAUGGCCAGUCCACUACAGCCAAAUGUAAAAGAAAUAUAUACAUAUACUGUAUAUAAAAAGCAAAAAAAGAGGAAAAAAAAAUUACACCCUGAAGAGGAUGACAGAGUUUUUUCACAGCUUGUGAAUCCUGUUCACCAAGUGCUGGAAUCUGCUGUGUCCCAAAAUAACAUUUAAAGGUUUUGGAUAUGAAAAACAGAAGAGAGAGUGAGAGAGAGAGAGAGAAAUAUACCGUGUACAAGAGCAGACCCAUAUACAUACCAAAUUCAGAAGAUACUAAUGGCAGCCUUCAUUACCCCUUCCCCCUUUCAGUCCACUAUGAAAAUGGAUUGUGGGGUAUUUUUGUUUUCCUUCUCAGUAGUUGAGCAGUUUGUGUGUACAGAGAAAAUGGACUUACAGAAAUCUGCAGCCGUAGUUUUUUCUUUGCUUUCAAACAUUGGGUUUUCUGUUUUGUUUUGGUUAAGUUUACGGAUGCAUGAAGUAGGGGAGUGAAUUAGUUUCUUGUUUAUAUUUUUUUCACGUUGGAAAAAAAUGUUUCUUUGGAACAUAUUUUAAUGCAUUCUUUGAAGAGGUAGAUUGAACCUGAUAAUGUUUGGUACAUUUUCUGGCUCCCAGAGCACAACUUUGUGAACAGAGGGAGAGUGAAAAAGGGAUUAUGGACAGAGAAGAAAAAAAAUCCUCCUUUGAGAUGUGAUAUUUCACGUCCUGCUCACCUACAAAGUAUGACAGUAAUGGGUAUAAUGCUGUUUUCUUUUCUGGUGACGUGGCUGAAAUGCAGUAGUUUCUUAUUUAGGACAUAAUUCUGCCAAACAUGAGAAUAGAAGGGCACAAAAAUACAGAAAAGAAAAAUACAGGGAUGCAAAAAAAAAAAA